AUGGACAAAGUCUCACUUCAAAGAGUGAGAGUCUGGAUUCAGCCAGGUGUUCCUGGUGGCGGUCCAAUAACUUGUCUAGGAGAUCUCAGAGAAAAAUUCAUGCAGGAGUGGUUCUCAGAGAGAGAGGCUCUAUUUUGGGGCGUUUAUUUCUCUUUCAGCACUAGGAAGAGAAUGUCAGUGAUAGUUCGCACACCAUCAGGAAAGUUAAGACUGUACUGCAAAGGAGCUGAUACUGUAAUUUAUGACCGUCUUGCUGAAAGUUCAAAAUACAAAGAAAUCACUUUAAAACAUCUAGAGCAGUUUGCUACAGAAGGCUUAAGAACUCUGUGUUUUGCUGUGGCUGAGAUUUCAGAAAGUGAUUAUCAGGAGUGGUUAGAUGUCUAUCACCGUGCUUCUACAGCUAUACAAAACAGAGCACUCAAACUUGAGGAGAGCUAUGAACUAAUUGAAAAAAAUCUUCAGCUGCUUGGAGCAACAGCAAUUGAAGAUAAACUACAAGACAAAGUGCCUGAAACCAUAGAGACACUCAUGAAAGCAGACAUAAAAAUUUGGAUUCUUACUGGGGACAAACAAGAGACUGCCAUUAACAUCGGUCACUCCUGUAAACUUUUGAGAAAGAACAUGGGACUAAUUGUUAUAAACGAAGGCUCUCUUGAUGGAACAAGAGAGACACUUAACCAUCAUUGCAGUACUCUUGGUGAUGCUUUAAGGAAGGAAAAUGAUUUUGCUCUCAUCAUUGAUGGUAAAUCUCUGAAGUACGCUUUGACAUUUGGAGUGAGACAGUAUUUCCUGGAUUUGGCUUUGUCAUGUAAAGCUGUUAUUUGUUGCAGGGUAUCACCACUUCAAAAAUCUGAAGUUGUAGAAAUGGUUAAAAAACAAGUUAAGGUAGUAACUCUAGCAAUUGGUGAUGGAGCAAACGAUGUUAGUAUGAUACAAACAGCACAUGUUGGUGUUGGUAUUAGUGGGAAUGAAGGUCUACAGGCUGCUAAUUCUUCAGACUACUCAAUUGCUCAGUUCAAGUAUUUGAAGAACUUGUUGUUGGUUCAUGGAGCCUGGAAUUAUAACAGAGUAGCUAAAUGCAUCUUAUAUUGUUUCUACAAGAAUAUAGUCCUUUAUAUUAUCGAGAUCUGGUUUGCAUUUGUCAAUGGCUUUUCUGGACAAAUUCUUUUUGAAAGAUGGUGUAUAGGUCUUUACAAUGUGAUGUUUACAGCAAUGCCUCCACUAACUCUAGGAAUAUUUGAGAGAUCGUGCCGAAAAGAAAACAUGCUGAAAUAUCCUGAGUUAUACAAGACUUCCCAAAACGCACUGGACUUUAAUACUAAGGUUUUCUGGGUUCAUUGUUUAAAUGGCCUCUUCCACUCAUUCAUUCUGUUUUGGUUUCCACUAAAAGCCCUCCAGCAUGGUACUGUAUUCGGCAAUGGGAAAACUUCAGAUUAUCUGCUCCUGGGGAACACUGUAUACACUUUUGUGGUUCUAACUGUGUGUUUGAAGGCUGGAUUAGAGACCUCGUAUUGGACAUUGUUCAGCCAUAUAGCUAUCUGGGGAAGCAUAGCACUUUGGAUAGUGUUUUUUGGAAUUUACUCUUCUUUGUGGCCAGUCAUUCCUAUGGCACCUGAUAUGUCAGGAGAGGCAGCUAUGAUGUUCAGCUCUGGAGUGUUUUGGAUGGGACUUCUAUGUAUUCCUAUGACAGCUUUACUUCUUGAUGUAGUAUACAAAGUAGUAAAGAGAGCUACUUUUAAGACACUGGUAGAUGAAGUUCAGGAGUUGGAAGCAAAGUCUGAGGAUCCUGGGGCAGUUGUGCAUGGCAAGAGCUUAACUGAAAGAGCCCAACUACUGAAGAAUGUUUUUAAGAAGAAUCAUGUGAACUUGUAUCGCUCUGACUCUCUGCAGCAAAACUUGCUUCAUGGCUACGCCUUCUCUCAAGAUGAAAAUGGAAUAGUUUCCCAGUCUGAAGUAAUAAGAGCUUACGAUACCACAAAACAAAGGCCUGAGGAAUGGUGAAGAAACACAGCUCAAGUUUUAGGCCUUAGUAGUUACUUUUGUGAGACAGACUACUAGAUCUUUGCUGGGAGCUGGGACCAUGGGCCCAGUUAUCAGAGAUUUAAAGAUCUAGGAUGGUCUUGUUCCAUAAAGUUUGGAUUUGUGUAUUCAGUAGACAUAAGCACUGUGCAACUAUACUGUAACACACCAUCUCCAAAUUUUUUAACAAGUAUUUGCUUAGCCCUUGUAAACAGAUUGGAAUUUACCUUGUAUCUUGCCAGCUUGCUUAUUGUACAAUGAAGUUGAAUCAAUACAGGUCGUAUACUCGGAAGGCAAUGGUCAGAUCGCUAAACAUACUUUACAUUGACAGACCAUUAGCAUCUGUGAAGGUUUUUAAGUGUUAAUAUAUUUAAAUACAGUUGAUAACAAGCCUUUGAUUUCAACAAGUGCUGAAAAAAUAGUAUCUUAAUGGUGUUAAUUCACCUUCUUUGAGAAAGAUUUUGACUCAAGAUGUUUAUAG
Cariama cristata (Red-legged seriema) is the source of this 2500-nucleotide messenger RNA. RefSeq names its product ATPase, aminophospholipid transporter (APLT), class I, type 8A, member 1 (gene ATP8A1). The record is from RefSeq and is a predicted model, not a curated record. Lineage: Eukaryota; Metazoa; Chordata; Aves; Cariamiformes; Cariamidae. The transcript has 19 exons. The coding region runs from base 1 to 2001 and encodes 666 amino acids. Gene Ontology annotation, cellular component: plasma membrane. Gene Ontology annotation, biological process: phospholipid translocation. Gene Ontology annotation, molecular function: ATP binding; ATPase-coupled intramembrane lipid carrier activity; magnesium ion binding.